This is a messenger RNA of Blumeria graminis f. sp. triticale, 408 nucleotides long. The record is from the annotation of a GenBank genome assembly. NCBI's taxonomy places the organism in Eukaryota, Fungi, Ascomycota, Leotiomycetes, Helotiales, Erysiphaceae.
AUGGCAGAUCGCGAGGCUCCAGUAACGUUGCGGACUAGGAAAUUCAUUCGAAACCCUCUCCUGGGACGAAAACAAAUGGUAGUAGACAUAUUACAUCCAAACCGUGCCAACAUCUCGAAAGAUGAACUUCGUGGGAAGCUUGCCGAAAUGUACAAGGCCAACAAAGACCAAGUUAAUGUAUUCGGUCUUCAAACUCAGUUCGGUGGCGGAAAGACAACUGGUUUUGCACUCGUAUACGACUCGCCCGAAGCAUUGAAGAAAUUCGAGCCUCGUCAUAGACUCGUCCGUGUAGGGUUCGCAACCAAGAUUGAGAAACCUAGCAGACAACAGCGCAAGCAACGUAAGAAUAGGCAAAAGACUCUUCGAGGAACGGCAAAGGUCAAGGGUGCAAAGAAGAAGAAGGAAUAG